Molecule: messenger RNA, 3189 nt
Organism: Cylindrotheca closterium
Lineage: Eukaryota; Bacillariophyta; Bacillariophyceae; Bacillariales; Bacillariaceae
Source: the annotation of a GenBank genome assembly
AUGGACAACAUCACCAUAUCCUUCAGUCAGAGGAGCGACGGUUCCGAUGAUUUGUCCAGCAAACGAUCCAAGGCAACUUUACUCCGCGAAAACCAUGCUCUCAACUUUCAAUUCUUGCGAGAGGGCAGUCUCUUUGACCGAUCCCAGCAAAUUGAAAACAUCAAACAAGCCUUGCAAAGACGACUUGCACCCAAUUCCAAGCCGGAAAUGAUACUCAUUGCUGGUUUGCCCGGAACUGGAAAGACGGUACUGGCACGCAAACUCAAACACCCGGUCCAAGAACAAGGGGGGUACUUUGUCAUGGGAAAGUUUGAUCAAUUAAAACAAUCCCAACCCUUUGCUCCUUUGGUGGCGGCCAUGACGGAAUUUAUCCGACUAGUUCUGAAACAAGACAAUGCCUUGGUGGACGAAAUUGCUUCACAAGUCUCAUUGCAAGUGGGAAACGACAUUGGAGUCUUGACCCUGUUGGUGCCAGCCGUAUUGGAAUUGGUGGGACGACCGGACGAAGGAUCCUUAUUUACCCUGAAGAGUGCCAAUGCCCAAGACCGUCUCAAAGGAAUCUUGGUCAAAUUCUUAAAGGCUGCUUGUUCCAGUAGUCAUCCGCUAGUUUUGGUCAUGGACGAUCUGCAGUGGGCGGAUUCUGGUUCGUUAGAAUUAUUGGAAGCAGUCGUCAGUGAUCAUGAUAAUCACGCUUUGGCAGUAGUAGGAACCUGCCGAUCCAAUGAGGUUUCCUAUGGACACGACUUGUCGGUGAUAUUACGACGACUAGAAGACGAACAGAAUGUAUCGAUAAACACCAUUGAUGUCGGUUGCUUGUCAAUUCAAGCUACCAACGCGAUGAUUGCCUCUGUCCUAAAAUCUCCAGAAUCCGACUGCUUUGGAGUCACCAAUAUCAUUUAUAGCAAGACCAAAGGCAAUGUCUUCUUCACGGUCGAAUAUUUGAAGGCCCUCUAUGUCGAAAAUGUGCUCAAAAAGGACCCCACCACUCGCAUGUGGUUGUGGGACGAUGAAAUAUGGGCGGCCAAGUUUGAGCAGGCGGAUACGAUACUCCACCUGAUCAUUGCCCGCAUUCAAAAAUUGCCAGAAGGAUGUCAAACAUUUUUGCUGUACGCCGCCUGUUUGGGGACGGAACUGGACGAAGACUUGCUGUUUCAGAUUUUUGGGGACACGCUCAAGGUGGGCGUCGAAGAAAAGAGUCACCUGUGCGACGCGGUGGGACCCGUGUCGCAGGUCAAUCUCGAGGACGCCAUUGAACAAAGUGUGCUCAAAGGCAUCAUUCUGAAAGAGCCGCAUUCGUCCACCUAUCGGUUUUGUCAUGAUCUAGUCAAGGAGGCAGCUUACAAUUUGGUACCAAAAAGCGAGCUACCUCGGUUGCACAUGUCGUUGGGGCAUUUUCUAAGCGAAACGUUCACCCGAGACGAGUUGGAGGACUAUAUUUUUGUGGUGGUGGACCAAAUGUGCCUUGGAAUGGAGUGCAUAACCAGUGAUCGGGAACAAACGCGAUUGGCAUCACUGUGUUUGUUGGCUGCCAAAAAGGCGAUAUCCUCCAGUGACUAUAAAACGUCGUUGAAUUUUUUGGAGCGUGGGGUUGCCCAACUAGACUUGAGACAGAGCUGGCGGGACGAGUACGAUAUGACGUUGGAGUUGUACAACAGUAUUGCCCAAGCUACAUUUCGUUUGGGUGAUUUUGCGGGCACCGACAAAGCCAUCAGUAUUGUCAUGGAGAAUGCCCGGUCAUUUCCUGAUAAAAUCAAUUGCGUGAUGCUACAGAUGUAUUCCUACGAAGUGAGGCUUCGAGUAAAGGAUGUCAUUGAGCUUGGAUUGGAUACCUUGGAGCAACUUGGAGAACCUAUUCCGAAAAAUGCUGGGACUCGCCACAUUGUCAUGGAGCUCUCCAAGAUGAAACGAACAUUGAAAAAGCGAUCCGAUUCUUCCAUUGCCGGUUUGCAGGACAUGACGGAUCAAACCAAGUUAUCAGCCAUGGGGGUCUUGAAUCUUUUGCUUACUUCCUCUUUUAUUGCAAUGCCAAAGUUAUUUCCGCUGGUGACCUUUAAGCUUUUGAAUCUAACUUUGAAUCAUGGUGCUUCGGCUGUAUCUUCAAUGGCUUGUGCCGGGGUGGGUGUUAUUAUGGCUACCAUUGGAGACAUUGACACGGGAUACCGGCUUGGGCAACUCGCACUAAUGUUCCUUGGGAGGUAUAAUGCAGUUAGGAAUGAAUGGAUUCCUCGAGUCUAUGUAUGGCAUUAUGCAAUGAUUGUCCCCUCCAAGGAACCUAUUGGACCAGUAUUGGAAAAACUAGAACAAGCACACCAAAUUGGAUUUGACUGUGGGGAUUUUGAAAUGGCUAUAUUUGGACUGUCCAUGCGCAUACUCUUUUCCUGGAUUGCAGGAUAUUCAUUGAUUGACUUGGAACCAAAGAUGAAAUCGGCCUUGGAGCUGAUGAAAGCUCGGAACCAAAGAUUAUGGUACGAAGUCUGCCACGUGUCAUACGAGGCAUUGUUGAUACUUAUGGACAGGGCUAGCGACCCUUCAGUCACCGGUGGUUGUCUAAUGGCGGAAGAAAACGGAUCUGAUAAACUGGAGCAGGUGCUGCAAACUGCAAAUCUUGAAGUUGGAGUCUAUCUGUGUGGAGUUCAUAUGCAUAAGAUGGUGACAGCUUAUCACUGUGGGGAUUUGGAUCUUGCGUUUGAAAUGGCCAAACGAAGCCGCAACGCAAGAGUGGUAUUUGGAAGGUCCCUUGCUGGUCCAUUCCAAGUUUCGUACGAUGCAUACAUUUGUAUGGCCCUGCUCAGACGAGGAAACUUCUCGCCAAUUAGAAAAUUGCUUCUGCUCCGUCAAGUCCACAGCUGCCUGUCGUAUCUAAAGAAGAGCGCUGCAUCGGCACCAGAAAACUACAUACACAAGAUCCUUUUGAUAGAAGGAGAGAUGCUGGCGUACCGCCAGAAGCCGGCACAAGCUGUCGCAAAAUAUACUCGAGCUCGAGAAGAAGCCUGCUCUCAUGGUUUCUUAGAUGUAGUGGCUAUCGCAUCUGAGCGAGAGGCGUUGGUGCGAAGGGACUUUGGGAUGGCAGACCAAAUGGAAAGUUAUCAGAGGGCAAUCGUGUGCUAUGAAUUAUGGGGCGCAUACGCCAAGGCAGCUCGGCUGAAGGAAGCAUUGUCUAAGGAGAAGUCAAAGGAGAACUCAGAGUAA